Molecule: messenger RNA, 1401 nt
Organism: Leptosomus discolor (cuckoo roller)
Lineage: Eukaryota; Metazoa; Chordata; Aves; Leptosomiformes; Leptosomidae
Source: RefSeq, a predicted model, not a curated record
AUGAUGCUGGAAAAGUGUUCCUUCUGUAAAAAAGGGGAGUGUAUCAAACCUGUAAAAGUGGAAAAAAAGCCUGGCAAAGCAGCAGCUAAGAUCAGAAUUGAAUCGGAUGGAAGCUAUUUUCAGAUCAACCAGGAUGGAGGAGCGCAAAAACUGGAAAAGGCUAAAAUUACCCUAAACGACUGCUUAGCUUGUAGCGGCUGCAUCACAUCGGCAGAGAGUGUUUUAAUCACUCAACAGAGCCACGAAGAGCUCUGCAAAACACUGGCUUUCAACAAGACUGCCGCUCCCAGUGAACAGAAAUUGGUGGUGGUUUCUGUUUCACCACAAUCCAGAGCUUCCCUGGCUGCAGGAUGUAAAAUGGGUGUUCUGGAAACAGCGAAGAGGUUGACCGCGUUCCUGAAGAAUUUAGGUGUGCACUAUGUUUUUGAUACAACUUUCUCGAGGAACUUCAGCCUGUUGGAGAGCCAGCGAGAGUUUGUGAAACGCUUCCGAAAGCAGUCUGAGGACAAAAAGGCUUUGCCGAUGCUAGCUUCUGCCUGUCCAGGUUGGAUCUGCUAUGCAGAGAAAACCCACGGCAGCUUCAUCAUUCCCUAUAUCAGUACCACCAAGUCUCCCCAGCAGGUCAUGGGCUCCUUGGUCAAGGGCUAUUUUGCAGAACAGCAGCGCUUAACCCCUGACCAGAUAUACCACGUCACCGUGAUGCCCUGUUACGACAAAAAGCUGGAGGCUUCAAGGCCAGACUUUUUCAACCAAGAGUACCAGACUCGUGAUGUGGACUGUGUGAUCACCACGGGAGAAGUGCUAAAAUUAUUGGAACAAGAAGGAGUCUCUCUGUCAGAGGUAGAUCCCGCUCCGCUGGAUACCAUGUUUGGCAGCGCAGCCGACGAGGGGCUCACGAGCCACUCCGGAGGUGGUUCUGGUGGCUACCUGGAGCACAUAUACAAGCACGCGGCCAAGGAGCUCUUUGGAAUUCAAGUGGACGCCGUUCAGUACAAACCCUUAAAAAACAAGGACUUCCAGGAGGUGACGCUGGAGAAGGAUGGCGUAGUCCUGCUCCACUUUGCUUUGGCAUACGGGUUUCGAAACAUUCAGAACUUGGUGCAGAAGCUGAAACGAGGCAAAUCGCCGUAUCACUACGUUGAAGUCAUGGCCUGCCCGUCAGGCUGUUUGAACGGAGGCGGUCAGCUCCAAGGAGAUGGCGAAUCCGGCAAGGAGCAGCUGCAGCGAGCUGAGAGGUUGUACGAGUCUCUGAAGGCUGAAAUUCCGGAGGAGAACCAGACUGUGCGUGCCCUGUACGAGCAGUGGCUGGGUGGCGCGGGGUCAGGGAAGGCCGCGGGAGCCCUGCACACGGGGUACCGCGCGGUGGAGAAGGCGAGCGCUGGCUUUAACAUCAAGUGGUGA